This is a messenger RNA of Trichomonas vaginalis G3, 272 nucleotides long. RefSeq lists its product as uncharacterized. The annotation marks the transcript as partial. Lineage: Eukaryota; Parabasalia; Trichomonadida; Trichomonadidae. The transcript has a single exon. The record is from RefSeq and is a predicted model, not a curated record.
AUGGAUAGAAAAUCUGCUAGAAUAAAAGCAGAGUUGCAAAGAUAUGGUUGGAAAGUUUCGAAGAAUUUUAAAUAUAGGAAGGGAAGACCCAUAAAAGUCUAUGACAAAUUGUCUGGUCUUCGCUACGAAAUGGAAUUGGAAACAGCACGCGCAAAUUAUCCAAACAGACUAGAGAGGUUAGAAGAAGAACGUCUUAUGGACAUGCCUUUCGAUGUUUCUGAACCGCAAGUUGAAGGACACGACGGCUUUGCCAGAUUCUAUUGGAAACAUGA